AUGGAGACAAAGAUUCCAGCAAGAGAUGUAACGGCAACGAUGGUGUUAGUGAUAGAGAAUGCAGCCGAGGGUGCGUCAGCUUCUCCCGGGCUUGAUGCUGGGUCAUUCGUGGUUGGUGCCUGUGGAGAAGAAUUGCUUGGACUUGGUGAUGAAGGAGAGGGUGAUGGAGAAGUAGUGAUUACAGGAGAGGGUGUUGGUGAUGUGUUUGUGGAGGGUGAUGGAGCUGGUGCUGAAUUUGGUGAUAAUGAUCGGGUAGGUGCGGGUGCAGGAGCUUGUUGUGCUAUGCAUGAGGUAGUCAACAACCCCAAUAUCACAAACACUUUGAUUGCAACAGAACCCAUGUUGUGUAUGUUUUUGUUAAAGAAGAAAUAUGAGAAGAGAGUAUAA
Molecule: messenger RNA, 387 nt
Organism: Vicia faba (fava bean)
Lineage: Eukaryota; Viridiplantae; Streptophyta; Magnoliopsida; Fabales; Fabaceae
Source: the annotation of a GenBank genome assembly